This is a messenger RNA of Cuscuta campestris, 999 nucleotides long. The record is from the annotation of a GenBank genome assembly. NCBI's taxonomy places the organism in Eukaryota, Viridiplantae, Streptophyta, Magnoliopsida, Solanales, Convolvulaceae.
GUGUACGGAGUAAUACUCUUCCGGUCUCUCGAGUCCUUAGCUCCGGCUCCGCCGGGCGUCUGUUCGUCGGCCCCUUGCCUCUCUCUUUCUCGCGCCUAGGCGGCCCAGUCGCCCGCCGCUACUGCCGGUUUCCGUCUUUCAGUCACCGGACGCCGGCUGAGUCCUGACCUUCAAUUCAACUUCUCAAACCCUAAUUUCGUCUUUGGGAGAAAUGGAGCAUGAAGAAGAAGAGAAGUAUGCAAGCUUCCUAAAAAAAGUGAAGAGAACAGUGUUUGUUGAUAACCUCUCACCCAUGGCCACCAAGGCUGUCCUAACAGCUGCCUUUAACCAGUUUGGCAGCGUCACUGAUGUCAGUUUACUCCCUAACUACCUCAACCUCUGCAAGGCAGCCCGAUCCGCUUUGGUGGAGAUGGAAACUGCAGAGCAGGCCGAAUCAAUCAUAUCUGAGGUGAGCAGUUCACCAUUCAUGAUCGCGGGGAUGCCAAGGCCAUUGAGGGCAUAUGCUGCACAGGUUGAGAUGUUUGAUGAGCGGCCGCCGAAACCUGGUGUGAAAUUACAAUACCAAUGGGUGGACCGUGGUAACCCUAACUACGGGUUAGCCAUGAAGAUGAAGGCUCUUGCUCAAGAACAUGCUUCUCAAGCUGAAUUUCUGAUGGAGCAUCAAGUAGAAGAGGAAGAAAAGCUGGCGAAGAAGCAGGAGGUGACGCUAAAGGCGAACUACAAGAAGUUUCAGCUGCUAGACAGCAUCACUGGGAAUGGGCAAAACGCAAUCGCUGAUCAGUUGGCGAGGCGUUACGGUCUGCUUAAUUGAGAGACUCAAUCGUUGAAUUGCGCGGUUCUCUCCUUAACUCCUCAUUAUUGGGUAGCUGAUUUGUGAAUAAGCUAAGCAGAGAUUUUAAGUAAUCUAGUAGUAACAUUUUGGGGCAAGUAAAAGUGUAAAACACAUUAUAAGGCACUCCACUCCAUUGAUGGGUUUUGCCUUUCCACUUGUCUGACUGU